AUGUCUGUCAUCGCUACCAAACGACUUGCCAAAGAACUUAACGAGAUCAAAUCUGACGGAUGUCCUGUUGGAAUCAAUCUCCUCAAGGCCGAUGACUUCGCGACGUGGUGGUUCACGAUCGAAGUCAUGGGAGAAUCGGUUUACCAGUCCGAGGUGUAUACGCUCCAAUUUCGCUUUGACUCGGGCUACCCCAUCUCCGCCCCGGCAGUCCAAUUCGUCGUCACCGAGGGACGAGCAGCCCCGGUGCACCCGCAUGUAUACUCUAAUGGUCAUAUCUGCGCCUCUAUCCUGGGUAGCGAGUGGUCCCCGGUACUCAGCGUAGUGGCGGUUUGUAUCACCCUGCAGAGCAUGCUGGCUUCUUGCAAAAAGAAAGAGCUGUGCGAAUAUCACAUCCUGUCCAUCCUACUGCUCUCCUCUGAUCUCAUGCUCUGCAGUCCUGUGGACAACGCCCGCUAUAUCCGACAUGCUCCAGAUAACCCAAAGAAGACCCAGUUCGAGUACCACGGUGCGCAAGCUUUCUUCGAUUCUGUUCACCCACUCAAUCCCUCGGCGAUACUGGAUUAG
Messenger RNA from Mycena citricolor, 564 nucleotides. The record is from the annotation of a GenBank genome assembly. Lineage: Eukaryota; Fungi; Basidiomycota; Agaricomycetes; Agaricales; Mycenaceae.